Messenger RNA from Siniperca chuatsi (mandarin fish), 5104 nucleotides. RefSeq names its product furin (paired basic amino acid cleaving enzyme) b (gene furinb). Gene Ontology annotation, biological process: peptide hormone processing. Gene Ontology annotation, molecular function: serine-type endopeptidase activity. The record is from RefSeq and is a predicted model, not a curated record. Gene Ontology annotation, cellular component: Golgi membrane; trans-Golgi network. Lineage: Eukaryota; Metazoa; Chordata; Actinopteri; Centrarchiformes; Sinipercidae. The transcript is spliced from 18 exons. Bases 1184 to 3736 code for a protein of 850 amino acids.
GGCAGUUUGUUGUCAUCUUUAUCCAGUAGUGAACCGUUAAGAUAUAUUGUAUUGGCACGUAGCCCCUUUUUCUCCCUAUUUUUCUUUCCGUGUAUUUACUUUGCGUUUGUGAAUUAACGCCAGCAUACUCUAGCCAGCUAGCAAGCCAUGGGAAAUAACUGAAACCGUCAGAAGAAACCUGGGUGCGACGGUUGAAGUUAACUGGCAAAAUAUAACCAUGGUGGUUGUGGCAAGUUGGUGGCGGAUGACAAGCAAGACGGGAUAGCUGAAUUUAGCGCUUUUGGAGGAGGAUGGGUGUGUGCGGAUAGUAUUAUUAUUCAGCUCUUGGAUCAAGUAGAGGACGUAGACUACAUCGUCAGGUUAGAUGUAAAGUUGAAAGUCAACCCGCAGGAGAAAGGGGAGUCUCCACCGGGAGGGAGAAGAAGAGGAUGAGGAGGCAUGACGUAUCGGUUCUUGUUGGCAUCUUAGUUUUUGUAAAAGCCACGCACGAGUUAAGUUAGAUGUGUUUAAAGCAGUGAGGUGAACUGUGGUAGAUUGGGUGGGAACAACAGGAAUAUUUGCGGAAAGCAUGACGGCUAUUUUAGCAUAAAGUCUCUGCAAGCGCUGCCGACAGCACUCACCAGUCUUUCCAGUCAGGUGAAUCCUUCCCCAGUAACGAUAACAGGCUUUUUAAAUCCAAUAUAGGUGGACCUUUUUUUAUGGAGACAUGACAUAGCCCGAUAAUUCACCAGCUUUGGGUCGCUUCCUCUCUGAGGUUUAUUUUUGCGCAACUCCCACUGGGAUCUCAGCAAGGGAGAAAGUCAAGGUCACCAGCUAUUGAGCCCUCUCAGUGACAGCAGACCCCCUGCUCCUGUUUUUGUGACUCUGGCAUAGCAUCUAAUGAGCUCAGAAGAAUUGCUCCACAGGAAGAGUGACAGCCCCUGGUCAUGUUUCCACCACGUCUCCUGCUGCGCUCAAAUCACACCCACUCCUAAAUGUAUCUGUGAAGCCACAGAUGUAUUCAGUGAGGUUCUCCUCUUCGAAUGGUUUGGAUAUGUGUAACUCCCCAGAAGCAGGGGAUCAUUGUUUGGGUGAAUGAAGGGCCACUGUUCUACUUUGCUGCUCUAAGGAAGAGCAGCCCCACUCUGCCUGGGAAGCAGGGACAGACAGACGUUAGACUGCCCUGUGAAGUGUUCGCCUUUUCAUGGAUGCCAGGGUGGCCCGGCUGCACGUAUGGACAGUCCUUGUCCUCCUGACAGCAGAACUGAAGUGGAUUGAUGCUGCAGAGGUCUUCACCAACGCUUGGGCUGUCCAGAUCAAUGGGGGGCCAGAGGAGGCUGACCGCAUCGCCAGGAAACAUGGUUUCAUCAACCAUGGCAAUGUUUUUGGAGAUUAUUAUCACUUCAGGCAUCAUGCCGUGGAGAAGAGGGCUUUGUCUAGCCACAGGGGGAUGCACAUCAGACUGCAAAAAGAACCACAGGUCCUGUGGGCAGAGCAGCAAGUGGUGAAAAAAAGGAAGAAGAGGGAUGUCUAUGAAGACCCAACAGACCCUGAUUUCCCCAAGCAGUGGUACCUGUCCACCCCAACACAUCAAGACCUGAAUACCAAAGUAGCCUGGGCUCAAGGCUACACAGGAAGAGGUGUAGUGGUGACUAUCCUGGACGAUGGCAUUGAGAAAGACCAUCCUGACCUAUUCAGCAAUUAUGACCCUGAGGCCAGCUAUGAUGUUAAUGAUGGAGACGCUGACCCCCAACCAAGAUAUACGCAACGAAACGAGAACAGACAUGGAACUCGAUGUGCAGGAGAAGUCGCAGCUUCAGCCAACAACGGUGUGUGUGGUGUAGGUGUGGCCUAUAAUGCUAAAAUCGGAGGAGUUCGUAUGUUGGAUGGGGAGGUGACGGAUGUGGUGGAGGCCCACUCUCUUAGCCUCAACCCUCAGCACAUCCACAUUUAUAGUGCCAGCUGGGGCCCAGAAGACGACGGCAAGUCACUGGACGGCCCUGCCAAGCUGGCUAAAGAGGCUUUCCUCCAGGGAAUCACCAAGGGACGAGGCGGACGUGGCUCCAUCUUUGUGUGGGCCUCGGGUAACGGUGGCCGGGAACAGGACAGCUGUAACUGUGACGGCUACACCAACAGCAUUUACACCCUGUCCAUCAGCAGCACCACGCAGUCCGGCAACGUGCCGUGGUACAGCGAGCCCUGCUCUUCCACCCUCGCUACCACCUUCAGCUCUGGAAACCCAGGGGAGAAACAGAUAGUGACCACAGACCUGAGGCAAAAGUGCACAGACUCUCACACAGGGACGUCUGCUUCAGCGCCAUUGGCAGCUGGGAUCAUCGCUCUGGCUCUAGAGGCCAACAUGAAUCUAACCUGGAGGGACAUGCAGCACCUGGUGGUGAGAAAGUCCCAGCCCGCACACCUCAGCGCCGGAGACUGGAAGACCAACGGAGUUGGACGCAGAGGUAGAGGCUGGCAGUCCAAAUCAAGCACAGAUGUGAGUCAUUCGUACGGUUAUGGGCUCCUGGAUGCUGGUGCUAUGGUGGCAUUAGCACAGAACUGGACCACAGUGGGGCCACAGCAUCAGUGUGUUCACAACAUGCUUGCAGAACCAAGAGACAUCGGGAACAAGCUGGUGUUCAGCAAGAGUGUGGAUGCCUGCUGGGGACAACCAGAGUAUGUCAGCUCUCUGGAACAUGUUCAGGCUCGCAUCACUCUUUCCCACAACCAGAGAGGAAAAUUGGCCAUUCAUCUCAUCAGCCCACUGGGCACGCGCUCCACCUUGUUGUUCCCCAGGCCCAAUGACUUCUCCUCAGAGGGAUUCAAAGACUGGGCCUUUAUGACCACCCACUCAUGGGACGAGGAUCCUCAAGGGGAAUGGACCCUGGAAAUAGAAAACGUAGCAGCUAAUGGACGUGACUAUGGUGUGCUGAGUCAGUUCACCCUCAUCCUGUGGGGUACUGGACCCAGCGUCAUCAAUCCCUCAUCAUCUGACUUCCCUCGGCCGUCCAACAACAGCUGCAAGACCUUUGAUGCCCAGCAGAUUUGUAUCGAGUGCAGCCCCGGGUUCUCCCUCUUCCUCCAGGGUUGUGUGAAGUUGUGUCCUCCAGGCUUCACCUCAGGGCCACAGCUCCUCAACCUCUCCCUGGAGAACUGGGUGGACUUGUCCUCCGUCCAGGCCUGCCUGCCCUGCAACCCCACCUGCCUCACCUGCUCUGGCACCGGGCCUACAGACUGCCUGUCCUGCCCGCCUCACAGCCACCUGGUCCUCACAUCCUGCCUGCACCAGAACCAGGUCCAGCGUAAAUCCCCACUAGCUGGGGGACUCCAGGGUGACGGAGCCCAGCCAGAGGGGGAGAUUCCAGCAGCAGCAGACAACAGCGAAGAAGGCGAGGAACCUCCAGGGCUCAGCGUGGCUCCAUCCACUCAGCUGCCUGCCAUCGUGGCCGUGCUCAGCUGUGCCUUCAUCCUGGCUGCCUUCGUCGGGGUCUUCCUCUUGCUGCAGAUGCGCUCAGGUGGCGCUUCUUUGGGCUGGAGGACCAAACUGCCCUCUGUGUAUUCAGAGACGAGAGGGGUGCGGGUGGGCUUUGGUUUUGGCUUUGGCCCUGGACGGGAGAGGAAGGCACGGAUAUGCUACAAGGGGAUCCCCACUGUGUGGGGGGAUGAGGACAUGAUCGCCUACCAGUCUGAAUCAGACAGCGAGGAAGUGGACAGCCACAGCGAGCGGACAGCUUUUAUCAAGACACAGAGCUCAGUCUAGCUGAAUCUGCUGUCGUGGUGUCACAUCCCGGGCCUCAUCAGCAUUUAGAUCUGAUGUAUGGAGCUGAUACAUGAAGGAGAAUCACACAGGCUCAGAAAAAACACAAAAUGCAGGCCUUACUGUCCCAUCAGCACCCCAUCCAAAUGCAUUAAAGAGUCAAUCAUUUGUUUUUUCAUGUAUUUAUUUACGUUUGUUAAUUUAUCUGAUUAAUAUUUUGAUGUCAGAUGUAUUUAUUAUGCAUUUGACACUGUCACCAAUUAAAGGUGUUAUGCAACUGUAUUACUUAAUUUUACUUUAAUGACCAGUUUGACCAUAUUUUGUCCAAUUUGUCAAAGAGGUAUUUCAGAAAUUUAGCAUUGCUCUCCCAUAAACAGAAGUGUCAAAAUCAAAGCAGCAGAGGCUGAGACAUCCUGACUAUUAGUCCCAAGUAUAGAUCAAAACCCUGAUUCCUACAUUUCCCAUUAUGCAACUCAACCACAUCAUUCAUUAGAGCCCCCCUGCUCAAUUAAUGCCCAUGUCUUUUCAAACUCCGCACCACACAAGCCCAAUAACCAAUCAGAGCUCUAAAUAACCCUGAUGACAUCAUCAGGGUUAUAUUUUCAGAAUUGAGCUCCAGAACUACAGAAGACAUUAUCCAGCUAUUUUCACAGGCUGAAAAGUACUUUAUAGUAGUAUUUUAGAUUGUGGGCCUGGCAUUGUAAAGUUGAGAUGCUGUUCAUUAAUAGUAAGAAAACUUUAAAUUGAAGAUUUCUGCAGCGUACUGGGACAGCAUAAUAAAACAUCCUGCAGGCUGUUUGAUAAGCAGGAGACUGUGGAGGAUGCUCUGUUUUCAAUCAAGGCACAGUGGGAAUCGCCACCGCAGCAUAGACAUAUCAGAUCUAUCACUCACAAAAUCUCAUUGACUUGUAGUAAAGUAACACUGUUUUUGAAUUAAAUUUUUUUUUUAAACAUUUAGCCUGAAGCUGCUUGGCUGACCUUUACAACAUUUGUUCUACUUGGUUGCUGCUGGUAAGAAAUAAGAUCAUUUUCUCUUCAUUUUCCCGACAGAGCAUAUAUUGAUUUGGGGGCUUCUCUCCCAGAACGUCUUCAUCAGGGUAAAGCUCUUUCCCUUUCUAUUGUGAGCAGCAUACAUUGAAAGAAAAAGACCUGCUUUAUUUCCCAUCUAACUUUCCAGACUUUCCGCUACACAAGUUGAAUCAAAGCCUUUGGAUCUAAAGGCCAGAAUGGUUACAUGGAUUAAGAAAUGUAGAGAUCUUGUAUCACAUUUUCUAUGUUUGUUUUAUAUCCUUUUUUAUUUAACUGACAGUGGAUGUUAAUAUUGUGGAGAUCAGUUUCAUGCUGGAAUAAAAUGAAUUUGGCUGUUUCAUA